Molecule: messenger RNA, 1383 nt
Organism: Colletotrichum higginsianum IMI 349063
Lineage: Eukaryota; Fungi; Ascomycota; Sordariomycetes; Glomerellales; Glomerellaceae
Product: Phosphotransferase
Exons: 1
Coding region: 1-1383 (460 amino acids)
Source: RefSeq, a predicted model, not a curated record
AUGGCCUCGGCGCUCAUUCAAUCUCAGCAACUCUCAUCCAACUUCACCCAACUCAUCGCCCACACCUCUUCGCCGGACCUCAAAUUCAACUCGGGCCAAUUUGUUCUUGCAGCAGCGGCAUUCUCUCUCACUAUGACGUCUCUCAAGGAACCCCGGCGCGUUGCCGAGGUCAUGCUUGCCUGGCUGGGGCUUGAGCUCGUCUCCCUAACCGAGCUACAGACCCUCUGGGCCGGCUACGGACACAUAUGCGCCAUCGUCGCUAGGGUCGCCGACACGAACGGGGCGGUCACAUCAAUCAAAACAUCGCCCGCGAUCCGGCAAGAACCAGACGGCACAUACCGCCUCAUCAUUAAGCUCAUCUCACCGCCCCGCGCCAAGGGGAAGGACGAGGGCCACCUGCGGAAGAUGCUGAGCUAUGAGGUCGAGCAGUACUUCUACCAAGAAGUCGCGCCGCGCUUGGCCGAAGAUGUCGCGGUCGCCAAGUGCCUCGCCUCGACCCUGGACAUGAAGGGGAGGCCACGGGCGGAUGAGUUGCAAGGGCUCACGGCGACCAUCAUCACCGACCUUAGGCCGCAAUUCCCAGUCGCGGGAGAGAAAAGACUAGUGCUUAACCGUCGUCAGGUGCACGCUGCGCUGGAUUGGUUGGCCAAGUAUCACGGCAGCUCUUGGGCUUCUCUACCGGACGACCUUGGCCGGUUCGUGCUGCCACCGCUCGAGGAGGCGACACGGAGGGAGGCCGGCAACGGAGCCGCCGACCCCAAGUUGUGGCUGAACGGUGGUUACACAUAUCUCGCAACACGAAGGAAAGAAUACGGGUCGUUGUGCAGAGACGAGUACUCGGAGUGGUCGUCCGCCUUUUGCAACCCUGUCGACGGCUCAUCACACUCGACUGCCGAAAUGGUGGCCGAGUUCCUGACACCCUCGGGUAGGCCAUUCGAGACAUACAUCCACGGCGACGUUAAGUCCGAGAACCUCUUCACGACCCAGUCUGGCGACAAAGUAGCCUUCUUCGACUUCCAGUACGCCGGGAUCGGAGUCGGUGGCUGUGACAUCGCAAAGCUGUUCACUUGCUCAGUUCCUGUUGAGAUGCUGACGCACCACGAGGAUAUUCCCGACCAGCUUCCCAUGGGAGACGGCGAAAGAGCUUUGCUAGAGAAGUACCGGGAGACGCUUAUCGACCAGAAGCCGUUAGGAAAAGGCCCUGCAGACUACGACUGGGCCACGUUCGUGCGACAUUGGGAGACUGCUCUCGUCGACUGGUGUCGUUUCCAGGCGUCGUGGGGCUUUUGGGGGAACACGGAAUGGCUUGAAGCCAGAGUGCGUCAUAUACUUUCAGACGAUGGUUGGAGGAAUUGGUUGAAGAGCGAAGUGAAGGGACAUUAG